GCGGCGGGGUCGUUGGUGCCGUUCGUGCGCUCGCGGUGUCCUCCGUUCCCGUCUCCGUUCCCGUCUCCGUUCCCGUCUCCGUUCCCGUCUCCGUUCCCGUCUCCAUUCCCGUUCCGGGUCCCUAUCCCGGUGCCCCCCCAUAGAGCGGCCCCCGCCGCUGCCCCCGGCCCCACGAUGCCGAACUUCUCCGGGACGUGGAGGAUGAAGAGCUCGGAGAACUUCGAGGAGCUGCUGAAGGCUCUGGGGGUUAACGUGAUGCUGAGGAAGAUCGCGGUGGCCGCAGCCUCCAAGCCCUCGGUGGAGAUCAGGCAGGAGGGGGAGAGCUUCUACAUCCGGACCUGGACCACGGUGAGGACCACGGAGAUCAGCUUCAGCAUCGGGCAGGAGUUCGAGGAGCAGACGGUGGACGGGCGGCCCUGCAAGAGCUUGGCCAAGUGGGCGAGUGAGAACAAGGUGGUUUGUGAGCAGCGGCUGCUCCGGGGCGAGGGGCCCCGGACAGGCUGGUCCAGGGAGCUGACCAACGAUGGGGAGCUCAUCCUGACCAUGACGGCCGACGACGUCGUCUGCACCAGGGUCUACGUGCGGGAGUGAUGCCACCACAGCAGUGUCCCCAUGUGUCCCCCCCCAAGUGUCCCUUCCACCCCCCCAUAGCCAUGGGGGGUGCAUCUUCCCAUGGGGGCACAGCAGAGCCCCUCAGAAGCCUCCUUCUCUUGCUGCAGCCAAAGCACCCGGGGGGUGGGGGGAAUUUGGGCUGAUUUUAGGCAGUUUUGGUUCAUUUGGAUGUGUUGGAUUUGGAUGCAGUUCUC
Molecule: messenger RNA, 806 nt
Organism: Melopsittacus undulatus (budgerigar)
Lineage: Eukaryota; Metazoa; Chordata; Aves; Psittaciformes; Psittaculidae
Gene: CRABP2
Product: cellular retinoic acid binding protein 2
Exons: 4
Coding region: 175-591 (138 amino acids)
Biological process (GO): fatty acid transport
Cellular component (GO): nucleus; cytosol
Molecular function (GO): fatty acid binding; retinoic acid binding
Source: RefSeq, a predicted model, not a curated record